This is a messenger RNA of Gadus chalcogrammus (walleye pollock), 2692 nucleotides long. Its product is annotated as sodium-driven chloride bicarbonate exchanger-like. Gene Ontology annotation, cellular component: plasma membrane; basolateral plasma membrane. Gene Ontology annotation, molecular function: monoatomic anion transmembrane transporter activity; solute:inorganic anion antiporter activity; sodium:bicarbonate symporter activity. Lineage: Eukaryota; Metazoa; Chordata; Actinopteri; Gadiformes; Gadidae. The transcript is spliced from 19 exons. Bases 3 to 2603 code for a protein of 866 amino acids. Gene Ontology annotation, biological process: regulation of intracellular pH; transmembrane transport; bicarbonate transport. The record is from RefSeq and is a predicted model, not a curated record.
ACAUGGUCCUGGACCAGCAGGAGCUGUACUCCCCCCUGGGGGAGCAGCUCCGGGCCCGGGUGAGGGAGACCCUGCUGAAGCCUCACCACCACCAAAACCACAAGAAGCUGGCCUGCCGUCUCCCCAUCGUCCGCUCCCUGGCCGACAUGGGCCGGCGCGCCUCCACGCUCCACCUGGACCCCAACAGUCAGCUCGCGUCCUCCCAGAACCAGCUGGCAGCUCCAGAUGGGAGGGGAGACGACAGUAUGGUGGACUUUAGCAAGGUGGAUCUCCACUUCAUGAAGAAGAUCCCGGCGGGGGCCGAGGCCUGCAACGUGCUGGUGGGGGAGGUGGAGUUCCUGACCCGGCCAGUGGUGGCGUUCGUCCGCCUGUCCCCCGCCGUGCUGCUCCACGGCCUGACGGAGGUCCCCAUCAUGACCAGGUUCCUCUUCAUCCUGCUGGGGCCCCUGGGCCGAGGGCCCCAGUACCAUGAGAUGGGUCGCUCCAUAGCCACCCUCAUGACCGACGAGGUUUUCCAUGACGUCGCCUACAAAGCCAAAGAUCGUACCGAUCUGAUCGCUGGGAUCGAUGAGUUCCUCGAUCAGGUGACCGUCCUGCCCCCUGGGGAGUGGGACCCCUCCAUCCGCAUAGAGCCCCCCAAACACGUGCCCUCCCAGGAGGGCAGGAGGAAGAGCUGUGUUCUAGAAGAGGAAGAUGAGCCCGGUGGACACGGAGGUCCAGAGCUGGAACGCACGGGCCGGCUGUUCGGGGGUCUUCUCCUUGACGUGCGGCGGAAGGCGCCCCACUACCUGUCAGACUACAGCGAUGCCUUCAGCCUCCAGUGCCUGGCCUCCCUGCUCUUCCUCUACUGCGCCUGCAUGUCCCCCGUCAUCACCUUCGGAGGGCUGCUGGGGGAGGCCACAGAGGGUCGCAUCAGUGCCAUCGAGUCUCUGUUCGGCGCGUCCAUGACGGGCGUGGCCUACUCGCUGUUCGCCGGCCAGCCCCUCACCAUCCUGGGCAGCACCGGCCCCGUGCUCGUCUUCGAGAAGAUCCUCUUCAAGUUCUGCAAGGAGUACGGCCUGUCCUACCUGUCUCUGAGGACGUGCAUCGGGCUGUGGACGGCCUUCCUGUGCGUGCUGCUGGUUGCCACGGACGCCAGCUCCCUGGUGUGCUACAUCACGCGCUUCACCGAGGAGGCCUUCGCCUCGCUCAUCUGCAUCAUCUUCAUCUACGAGGCGCUGGAGAAGCUGGUCCACCUGGGGAGGCACUACCCCUUCAACCGGGGCAACGACCUGGCCAGGCUGUCCCUGUACUCGUGUUCCUGUGUGGAGCCAGCAGACCCCAGCAACGCCACCCAGAUGUUCUGGGAGACCAACAACAUCACAGCCUCUGAGAUCUACUGGGAGGCCAUGGAGGUCCAGGACUGCGUGGACAAGCGAGGGGAGUUUGUGGGCAGUGCGUGCGGCCCCCACGGGCCCUAUGUCCCCGACGUGCUCUUCUGGUGCGUGGUGCUCUUCUUCUCCACCGUCAUCAUGUCCGCCUUCCUCAAGGACUUCAAGUUCAGCAGCUACUUCCCCACCAAGGUGAGGGCCAUCAUCAGUGACUUUGCCGUGUGCAUCACCAUCUUCACCAUGGUGCUGGUGGACUACGCCCUGGGUGUCCCGUCGCCCAAGCUCAAAGUGCCCAGCGUCUUCAAACCGACCCGGGACGACCGGGGCUGGUACGUGAGUCCGCUGGGCCCCAACCCUUGGUGGACCGCCGUGGUGGCGCUGUUCCCCGCCCUGCUCUGCACCAUCCUCAUCUUCAUGGACCAGCAGAUCACCGCCGUCAUCAUCAACCGCAAGGAGCACAAGCUCAAGAAGGGCUGUGGCUACCACCUGGACCUGCUGGUGGUCGCGGUGAUGCUGGGCGUGUGCUCCCUCAUGGGCCUGCCCUGGUUCGUGGCGGCCACGGUGCUCUCCAUCUCCCACGUCAACAGCCUGAAGCUGGAGUCUGAGUGCUCCGCCCCCGGGGAGCAGCCCAAGUUCCUGGGAAUCCGGGAGCAGCGCUUCACCGGCCUCAUGAUCUUCACCCUCAUGGGCUGCUCUGUCUUCAUGACCUCUGUCCUCAAGUUCAUUCCCAUGCCGGUCCUGUAUGGAGUGUUCCUGUACAUGGGAGCAUCUUCUCUGAAAGGCAUCCAGUUCUACGACCGUCUGAGGCUGUUCUUCAUGCCGGCCAAACACCAGCCGGACCUUAUCUACCUGCGGCACGUCCCCCUCCGCAAGGUGCACCUGUUCACCGUGAUCCAGCUCAGCUGCCUGCUGCUGCUCUGGACCAUCAAGACCUCCAAGGCCGCCAUCGUCUUCCCCAUGAUGGUGCUGGCGCUGGUGUUCAUCAGGAAGCUCAUGGAUUGUUUCUUCACCAAACGGGAGAUGAGCUGGCUGGACGACCUCAUGCCGGAGAACAAGAAGAAGAUUCUGGAGGACGAAGAGGAUGAGGUGGAGGAGCAAAGCAUUCUGGGAGAGGAGGACACGGCGCUGCCGCUGAAAGACUACGAAGCACUGAGCCCAGUCCUCAACAUCACCGACGAGAUGUCCAAGGGUUGCUUCGGGAGCGCUUGGAACGCAGAGCGCUCCGGUGACUGAAGACGCUCACCCAGACACAGAACCGGUUCAGACAUACCAGUGAGCCAUGUUACCAAACCUGAUCAAUAAAAUAUGUAAACUAUAUGUAA